AGGCGGUUAAAAAAAUAGCUAAAUUUCGGCAGAUUCGGGCGCAUUCUAAAACAGUAUUGAGCGUACAUGGGCCAGGGUGAUAUGCUUCAUCAGAUAAUGCGGAAUUUAAUAAACGGAGAAGUAAUGUUUGACUAUUAGCGGUUGUUGGUAAAGGGUUUGAAGUUUUAGUUCCGGAGUUUUUUUCUGAAAAUGGUGUUCCGGCAGAGAAAAGUUUUAAACAAAUUUCCAUUAAUUUAGUCACUUGAAGUUAACCUCAUAGCUGAAGUUAAGCUCAUAACAUUUUAUAUUUUCUAAUCGUGUUUUAAACAAUUAAACAAUAUUUUUAGAUCGUGAGGAUACGGUUAUGCACUUCUAUGAAUAUUCUUAGUUUUCUACCAAAUAGGAUAAUAAAACAGAAUGAAAACAUAGACUAUUUUAUUCCAACCUAUAAUGCACGUGUUUUCAUUAUAUAGUAGGGUGUGGAAAAACAAAACUUCUUUAGCAUAUAAUAUAAAAAAUAUUCUAAACGUGUUUUAAACUAUCAACAACGUUCUGUGGAAGUAGUGAGGUUAAGGUUUUAUAAUUCUCUUAAUGUUCUUUUUUACUACUAAAUGGGACGGGAAAAUAAAAUGGUGAAAAGGUAUCCCAUCUUCCCUUACCGUAUUAUAUUUAAAUAUAAUUAAAUUUGUAAAAAAAACAGGAUAAAACAGUACAUACAUUAUGCUAAUUGCUUGUAUGCUGGUGAUUGGGCUAUUGACGGCGCAAACACUGAACCUGGCAUCUACCUAUGUGUUGGUCAAACACAAAAAGCUUAAGAGUGUUUCCAAUUGUUACCAACUGAGUCUUUCUACAUGCAUGAUAAUAUCUAUAUUGCUUUCCGCAUGGCUGCACCCGUUACGCAUGACCUACGGGGACCUCUAUGAAAAACACGUCAUAUUUCAAACGAUCCAAAAUUGGGGCGAAACCUUCUUCCUAAACUGCGCAGUGCUUAAUCUAUUCGCACAUGAUUUUACAAGAUACAUUGGACUAUCCCGACCUCUCAAAGCAAAGACUCGAAUCAGUUUAAACCGAACGUACAAGAUUAUAUGUUUUCUAUGGUUCAUAUCCACUGUGACGUCAAUACCUUCGCUCGUGUGCGGUUUCACCCACGAAUCAGUGAACUCGGGUGACUCGGAGGGGAAUCAGACUUUGAACGUUGUUCCCACCCUAAGCCUUAACGCCACAGUCGAUGUUGUAAGCCAUAACAACCAAACUAACACGGAGAAGCAUUGCCAGUACCAAAACACCACACUGGCCAGCAUUUGUCGACAGAGAGAAAACUUAUCACCGGUGAUUUGUUUUAUCAUCUUAUUCUGCCUACCCCUACUUUCUAACUUGUACAUGUUCGUCUCCAUUAUUCGGCGAAUGCGUACAAAUGUCUGCGGAAAACGAUGGAAACUCACAGCCGCAAGAACCGGGACGUUGGCUUCGACCCACAGUUCGCUACAACACUGUUCGCGAGAUUGAGAAAACAAUGUCAGUAAAUUCAGCAACCGAAACGACAGGUGCUAAUCUUGGACCACAAAAACUACUCAAAUCAAGUGAUGAUACACGUAAUGUGAGACACUCGUUCAUGCAGUUAGAGAUGAGAGCAAGGACGACAUCAGAUAUCCGCCCUCUUGCUCGUAGCGGCCUAAACAUAGGACUUGAAACCUCGGUUAGGACAUCUUGUUAUAAGAAACGGGACGACACGGAAUUUAGGAGGAGCGCGACGUUUGGCAAUAUUACUGGCACUAACACUAACCGCAAGGAAGGUCUAUAUGCUUUCACCGAAAGUCAAAGCGUGCAAAGGAUUAAUGCAGGGCGGUCAUUACGCAACUAUUGUUACACUACAGUAUUUCCUGAUGCGUCAUACGAGCUACGUCAGUGCAGUUCCACCAGCAGUGUAAGCAACGUUAGGCGAGUUUUGAAACAUAAGAACGACGAAGAAAGCUCAGCGGUUUCGGCUAACUCAAACCCAGGGAAAAGUUGCAAAAGUAACUUGAGCAAAAAUGAUUCAGUUUCUGCUUGUUCGGUUGGUUUGGAGAUUGCACCAACUUGGUUGUGGAAAGUUAGGAUGAGGGCAGUGAAAAAGUUAGCUAUCAGCUUCGCAUUUUACGUAAUGCAUUGGCUACCAGUUCAUAUAAUACGAAUAAAUUCGGCGCGAAGUUCAUCAAAUGCAGACAAGACAUGUACCUGUUGUCCCACGUCCGUCGGCGGGAUUCACCAAACUGUAUUUGGCUUCUGGAUGUUCAUUAUUGCUGCUUCGACACCUUUCCUACACUGUAUAUGUUCCAAAAAGUUUCGCUCCAUUUACCUCACUUUGCUACGAACUAUAGCGAACAAGUGCAUCCCAAGUCUAAAAUGUCUCAGAAUAAAUUAAAGUUCUUAAGAGUUUAGAGUGCAUGUGUCGAGUUCUUAUCCCUCAAAGAGCGCCUCUCGCCAAAUUGUUUGCUGCAAUCGCAAUUAUUAGUUGAAACCGUUCGUUUGCUUGUUUCUACGGGCACAUAUAGCCUGAUAAAUAAAUGUAACUUAUUGAGCA
Molecule: messenger RNA, 2539 nt
Organism: Ciona intestinalis (vase tunicate)
Lineage: Eukaryota; Metazoa; Chordata; Ascidiacea; Phlebobranchia; Cionidae
Source: RefSeq, a predicted model, not a curated record